Molecule: messenger RNA, 1071 nt
Organism: Capsicum annuum
Lineage: Eukaryota; Viridiplantae; Streptophyta; Magnoliopsida; Solanales; Solanaceae
Exons: 4
Coding region: 1-1071 (356 amino acids)
Source: RefSeq, a predicted model, not a curated record
AUGGCAAGUAAUUCUACUCCUGGUACUUCUGCUACCGCAACAACUUCUAAUGUUCCUGUUCCGGUUGUUCUACCAUAUGCGAAGCCGUUUCCUGAUGUUUCAAAUAUUGAAAUAUUCGCUAAUGAAAACUUGAAAAGUUGCAAAGAAGGAAAAGUCAUCUGGGAAGCUUUAAUCAAGAAGUUUACAGCUGAAGAUGUAACCAAACAAAAGUUUGUGGUUGGAAAAUUUUACAAUUGGCAAAUGAGUGAUGUGAAAGAAAUAAAAAUUCAAAUAAAUGAAUAUCAAAAUCUGUUAGAAGAUUUGAAGGCUAAGGACAUCACUUUACCAGAAAAAUUUGUUGCAGGGGUAUUGAUUGAAAAAUUGCCUGAAUCAUGGAAUGACUAUAAAAAUAACUUGAAACAUAAGCAGACAAAUUUUACUAUUGAGAAAAUAAUAAAUCAUAUUCUAAUUGAAGAUACCAACAGAAAUGAGUCAUUCAAAUCUAAGCAGGCUGCGCUCAAUGCAAAUUUAGUACAAGGUCAACACAGCAACAAUAGAAGGUACAGAAUUAGAAAUAACAAAGAAAUGAGAAAUCCUCCCAAAGCUAAUUUAGCUGAAAGAGAUGAAAUAAUUGCAGCUGUUAUUUCUGAAGUAAAUAUGGUGGCACAUAUAAAAGAAUGGUCAGUAGACUCUGGAGCUACUCGACACAUUUGUACAAAUCGAGAAGCAUUUGCCUUCUAUACAUCAAUAGGAGAUGAUAGUGAAGUAGUCUACCUUGGAUACUCAAGAACUGCUAAAGUCUUGGGCAAGGGUAAAGUACUCCUAAAACUCACUUCGGGAAAAACUUUAGCCCUAAUGGAUGUGCUACAUGUUCCUACAAUGCAAGCAAACCUGAUUUCUGUGGCUUUGCUAGAUAAAGUUGGAAUGAAAGUAUUUACUAAGUUGUAUUUGCUUAGAAACAAAGAUGAUGUAUUUGAUGAUUUUGUGUCUUAUAAAUCUGAAAUUGAAAAUCAGCUUAGUAGAGAAAUCAAGAGAAUUAGAUCUGACAGAGGUGGAGAAUAUGUAUCUUUGAAUGCUUUUUGUGAAAAAUAA